AUGUCUUCAACCUAUGGGAAACUCAUAGGUCCUUCGUCGCCUGCCCUGCGCAUCCCCCAGGUCUUGCUAAGCAGAGCUUCAAACUCACGAUGGACGUGCUUCAGGGCGUCUCCCAUCAACACCGCCGCGGCACUUCUCCCGCGCAUUCAGCGGCGCAACUACGCGGAUGUCAAACUCGAUUUGCCUUCUCUGGACCAGAAGUGGCGGGAGAAGUGGGAUGCAGACAGGAAUUCAUCAAGUACAGACGCCGCGACUAGCCAGGACAGCACGUAUGUCCUGCCUAUGUUUCCAUACCCGUCCGGCUCUUUACAUAUUGGCCAUGUCCGCGUUUACACCAUUGCCGACGUCCUUGCCCGCUUUCGGAAGCUUCAAGGACACCAUGCCAUACUACCCAUGGGCUGGGACUCCUUUGGCCUACCGGCAGAGAAUGCAGCCAUCGAGAGAGGCAUCAACCCCGCGUCCUGGACAAAAGACAAUAUCGUGCGCAUGAAGGAACAGGUGCAGUUGAUGAAUGGAAGCUGGGACUGGUCUCGAGAAUUGUCUACCUGCGACCCCGAGUUCUACAAACAUACCCAGAAGAUCUUCCUCCUUCUGCAUGAGAAGGGCCUCGCGUACCAGGCCGAGGCGGAGGUCAAUUAUGACCCCGUAGAUAAAACGGUACUCGCAAACGAACAGGUCGAUGCGAACGGUUGUUCGUGGCGUUCUGGGGCCAAGGUCGAGAAGCGCAGGCUGAAGCAGUGGUUCCUUCGCAUCUCGGAAUUCCGGGAAGCUCUCUUGACAGGCCUGGACAACCUCUCCAAGGACGAUGCAUGGCCGGAACGAGUUUUGGCAAUGCAGAAUAACUGGCUCGGCAAGUCGGUCGGCGCGAUGGUCAAAUUCCCCCUCCUUGUUUAUGACCAUGAAAUGCCUGCAUCAAUUGAGGUGUACACAACACGGCCUGACACCCUCUUUGGAGUCCAAUACAUCGCUCUGGCAGCAACCCACCCCAGUGUCGUCAGUCUAGCCAAGAAAGACCCUGAGCUCCAAGCCUUCCUUGACACGCUACCCGGACUACCACCAGACAGCAAGGUGGGCUAUCUGAUCCCUCAUCUGCGCGCAAUCAAUCCGCUUGCAUACCACGACGAGAGCCCAGACGCCACCAAACAAUCGCUGCCCGUCUAUGUUGCGCCAUAUGUACUGGGAGACUAUGGAGAAGGGGCCGUCAUGGGUGUUCCGGGGCAUGAUCUUCGUGAUCAUGCUUUCUGGAAGGAGCAUCAUUAUGACCAACCUAUUCGAGUCGUCCUAGCUGCUUCGGAAGACGAGUCAACAACUGCCAUGCUCAACGAGCCUUUCGUGGACCACGGCGUCAUGACAGAGCACAGCGGGCCCUUCAAGGGCAAGUCGUCCAAAGAGGCGGGGCAGAUGCUUGUGAAAAUGCUGGAAGCGGCCGAGCUGGCGAAGCCUGUUGAAAAGUGGCGGUUAAGAGACUGGCUGAUUAGCCGUCAGCGAUACUGGGGGACCCCAAUUCCGAUUGUCCACUGCGACUCCUGCGGGCCUGUGCCAGUCCCAGACGAUCAGCUGCCAGUCGAACUGCCAGAGGUCGAGGGUCACUGGGCUGAGCGUAAAGCUGGCAACCCCCUCGAGACAGCGUACGACUGGGUCAAUACGAGCUGUCCUAAGUGUGGUGGCGCUGCAAAGCGCGAUACAGAUACCAUGGACACUUUUGUUGAUUCAAGCUGGUACUACAUGCGUUUCAUUGAUCCGCAUAACGAGGCCGUUCCGUUCUCUGUCGACAAGGCCAAGUCUUUGCUCCCGGUCGAUCUGUACAUUGGCGGAAUCGAGCAUGCUAUUCUCCAUCUGCUCUAUGCUCGUUUCGUAUACAAAGCCCUCAUGUCGUCUUCCCUGAUGGAGGGUGCAAGUAUCGACUCAAGCAUCCAAGAGCCAUUCAAGAGACUCAUCACUCAGGGAAUGGUGCACGGAAAGACUUACAUUAACCCAUCGAAUGGUGGCUUUCUGAAGCCUGACGAAGUCGACCUGUCUGACCCAUCGAAUCCAAAGGUGGUGGCUACCGGAGAGGCGGCCGCAGUCACCUACGAGAAGAUGUCCAAGUCCAAGCACAAUGGCGUCGACCCGACGGCGUUCAUCGGCAAGUACGGAGCGGACGCCACGAGAGCUCAUAUGCUCUUUCAGGCACCAGUGAACGAUGUCGUGCUUUGGGACGAGGAAAAGAUCUCUGGAGUCACAAGGUGGCUUGGUCGCAUUCAUGAUAUGGUUGUGGCCAACAAGACAGCACCCCAGGAAUCGUUUGAUUCGCAGGCGUACUUUGAGGGCCAGGCGAAGCUGAUCGAUACCAUGGAUGAGAAACAGCUUGCGCAAUGGGAUGCCGACUCGUCGGUGUGGCGGGAUGUACAAAAAACCGUUGAAUCGGUUACGGAGUCGUACGAGCGGGUGUAUUCGCUGAACACCGUCGUCUCUGACCUGAUGAGCCUGACCAACUCUCUUGCGAACAAUGAGCUUGCGAGCCAAGCGGUACGCACCGAGGCUUUCUCAAUCCUUCUCCGUCUGCUAGCUCCCAUUACCCCGGCGUUCUGCGAGGAGUGCUGGAGUAUCCUUUACCCUUCGACAAAGUCGCUUUUCCAGGCAGCAUCGUUCCCUACCGUUGACGGGACGUUGCCGUUGCUGCAAUCAAGAUCGCAGACAUGUGCCGUCCAGGUCAACGGGAAACUGCGGUUCGCCGUGGACAUCCCGCGCGCUCCUCCUAAGCUCACGGGCGACGGCCUGAAGGAGUGGGUUGUCAAGGAGAUUUUGAAGACGGAGGAGGGCCAGGCCAAGUUGACUGGCUCCGCGGGCGUGGGAGAUGUCAACGCGGCCAAGAAGACGAUUGUCGUCAGGGGCGGCAAACUUUGUGUUUACACAGACCUCAUGCCGAGGAUCAGCCCAAGCCUGGUCAGAAAGGCAUACAGCAUCUCGCCGCACGCGGCCGCGCUCCUCCCAGUCUGUAGAGACCUGCCCUCGGCCUUGAACGAGCUGAGAUGGAUCCGCGACCACGCUCGCGCUGAGCCACGGGGUCCUGCACUCUUCGAACAGAGAGUUGCAGCACUCUGUCGGGAGAGGGGCAGAGGUGUGCCGCUACAGUAUAUCCUCGGCACGCAGCCCUUUGGCGACCUCGAGAUCAAAUGCAGGCCGGGUGUGCUCAUACCAAGGCCGGAGCCAGAGGCCUAUACCACUCAAUUGGCGGGCUUGAUCAAGAGCGGCCUGCUCUCGGAUAGGGCCGGAGCUCAGCCUGGCAAGCUCGACAUCCUGGACUUCUGCACGGGCACAGGAUGCAUACCGUUGCUACUCUACUCCAUGCUUCAAGGGUCCUUUGAGGAGCUACACAUAGCAGGCGUAGACAUCUCUCCACGGGCUGUCUCUCUCGCAAAGGAGAACAUCCGGUACAACGUGCAGGCAGGGUCAUUGGAGGACCAGACUCCACCGAGCAAGACCUUGACCUUCUCUCUUGCAGACAUGUUCUCCUCGGACUGGGACGAUGUCUCGGCCCAUCAGAGGCGGUGGGACGUCAUCACCUGCAACCCCCCUUACAUCUCCCGCGACGGCUUCGCCCGCGACACCGCCCGGUCCGUCCGGAAUUUCGAGCCGAAGCUCGCGCAGGUGCCGGUGCCGCGGGGAGGCUACGAGUACUGCCGGCCAGAAGACGUCUUUUACGCUCGCCUACUGGAAAUCGGGGCGGUGGCACGGCCGCGGGCGAUGCUGUGCGAGGUCGGGGACAUGGAUCAGGCACGCAGGGUGGUAGAACUUGCGUUGGGACGCCACGGGGGUGUCUACAGAGAUGCUGCGAUUGAGAUCUGGAGGGACUGGCCUGACAUGCCUCCGGAGAUUGGGGAGGGUCUCUCUGAAGAGGUGAGGGGUGUGAAUGUGCCUGUUCGAGGCCGUGGACAUGGGCGGGCGGUGUUUAUUCUACGGGACCGACGAGAGACAUUGUAG
Messenger RNA from Thyridium curvatum, 3963 nucleotides. RefSeq lists its product as uncharacterized. Lineage: Eukaryota; Fungi; Ascomycota; Sordariomycetes; Thyridiales; Thyridiaceae. Bases 1 to 3963 code for a protein of 1320 amino acids. Gene Ontology annotation, cellular component: mitochondrion. The record is from RefSeq and is a predicted model, not a curated record. Gene Ontology annotation, biological process: mitochondrial translation; leucyl-tRNA aminoacylation. The transcript is spliced from 4 exons. Gene Ontology annotation, molecular function: ATP binding; leucine-tRNA ligase activity; aminoacyl-tRNA deacylase activity.